UCUCCGCCGGGGAAAUAAGGAGCAUAAGGGAAUGUAAUCCUGCCAGAAGCCUCUCCCCUGUUUAUUUUCCUCUUCCCACAUCCAUGCUGGCAACUUCGGGGAAUAAUUUAACAUAAAGAUGAGCAGGGAGAGCAGAGGCAGUUGCAGCACGGCGUGAAGGUAACCUUGAGCUGAGCCCUAUAAACCCCGGCCUCCGUCAAGGCAGGAUUAAAGAAACUUUCCUGGCAAUGCAGAGCUGGGAAUCCCAGCCUGGCACUGGGAAUUGCAGCCUCGGGGUGCCCGCACCCAGCCUGGCCCUGGCCCACUGCACCUUCUCAUCUGGUGGAGAUUUCCUGCCCUGGGAGUGAGCUGAAAGGGGUUUCCUUACACAAAAGGGUGCCAGGCAGCAUUCCAGGCUCCAGGCGAUUCCAGGCACUUUCCAUUCUUUGUCUGAAAGGGCAGCGGGGCCGUUCCCAUCCCAGCGAUGCCUGACCGAGCCGGUGCCGCCGGGAGCGAGGAGCUGCGGCAGCUGCUCGGCUUUCAAAUCACCUUCAAACCCCGAUUUCCUUAACAUGAUCCCUCCAUCAGCGCAGUCCCCGGGGCACAGCCGGGGGACUUUGCCGGCAGGAGAAUAAACCGGGGCUGGAGGUGGCAGCCGGCGCUGGAGCACCCCGGCCACCGCGCGGGGACUCAAAAUCCACCUUCCCCAGCACUCCAAGACUUUUUAGGGUCGGGCAAACAGCUUUGCACGAGCUCACCCUGUAGCCCUCACCCCUUUUUCUCGCCGGGAUUCACCUCCAACCCGGGCGGGAUAAUCCCCUCCUCGGAGCAUCCCUGGAGCCGCAGAGCAGCUUCCCCGCGGCGCCGGCUGCCGGGGAAGGGAUGAAGACGCUAUGGCCAAACUUUUGCUAAAACUCCAGCGGUAUUUUCGGCGCAAACCCGUGCGUUUCUUCACUCUGCUGGCUCUGUACCUGGCGGCCGGCAGCUUGGUUUUCCUGCAUUCCGGCUUUUCCGGGGAGCCCACGGUGCCGGGGAGCCCGCGCAGCCCCGCGGCCGCCGAGGGGCCGGGGCUGCCCUACCUGGGGGUGAUGCAGCUCAGCCGCGGCUUCAAGGCGGCAGCCACCAUGCCGGCAGGAGGCCGAAGACACGGUCCCUGGUUCAAAAGCACCUCCAAGGAGCCGGCGGACAGGGGAAAAUCCCGGGAUAACGGCGGCGCUCGGAGCCGGGCGCUCAGGGCCAGGAGCGGCCGCGAGAAGGAGGAGGACAGAGCCCGGUACAUCGGCUGCUACGAGGACAACACCCGGCAGAGGACCCUGCGCGGGAUGUCCUUCUUCGACUACAAGAAGAUGACGGUGUUCCGCUGCCAGGACAACUGCGCCGAGCGGGGGUACCUGUACGCAGGGCUGGAAUUUGGGGCCGAGUGCUACUGCGGGCACAAGAUCCAAGCGUCCAACGCCAGCGAAUCCGAGUGCAACAUGGAAUGCAAGGGCGAGCGGAGCAACACCUGCGGCGGGAUCAACCGGCUCUCCAUCUACCGCCUGGAGCUGGCCCAGGAAUCCGCCCGCAGGUAUGGAAGCGCGAUUUUCCGGGGGUGCUUCCGCCGGCCGGAGAACGUCUCCAUCGCCCUGCCCGCCAGCCAGCUCAUGCUCAACAUGUCCGUGGAUAAAUGUGUGGAUUUCUGCACGGAGAAGGAAUUCCCGCUGGCAGCACUGGCGGGCACCACGUGCCGCUGCGGCUUUCCCAGCACGCUGUUCCCGCUGCACGAGCGCGAGGACGAGCAGCUCUGCGCCCACAAAUGCGCCGCCGAGGAGUUCGAGAGCUGCGGCUCCGCCGACUUCCUGCUGGUCUACCAGACACAAGUGCAGGACAACCGCUGCAUGGACAGGAGGUUCCUGCCCAGCCGUGCCAAGCAGUUGGUGGCCCUGGCCAGUUUUCCUGGAGCUGGGAACACCUGGGCCCGGCACCUGAUCGAGUUGGCCACCGGCUUCUACACCGGCAGCUACUACUUCGAUGGCUCCCUCUACAACAAAGGAUUCAAGGGCGAGCGGGACCACUGGAGGAGUGGGAGGACCAUUUGCAUCAAGACCCACGAGAGUGGGCAGAAGGAGAUCGAGUCCUUCGACUCGGCCAUCCUGCUCAUCCGCAACCCCUACAAGGCCCUGAUGGCCGAGUUCAACCGCAAGUACGGCGGGCACAUCGGCUUCGCCGCCCACGCCCACUGGAAGGGCAAAGAGUGGCCGGAGUUUGUGGCCAACUACGCCCCGUGGUGGGCGACGCACACGCUGGACUGGCUGCGCUACGGGAAGAAGGUGCUGGUGGUGCACUUCGAAGACCUCAAGCGGGACCUGUUCGCGCAGCUGCAGAGGAUGGUGGCCCUGCUGGGCGUCACGGCCUGCGAGGACAGGCUGCUGUGCGUGGAGGGACAGAAGGACGGCAACUUCAAGCGCUCGGGCCUGAGGAAACUGGAGUACGACCCCUACACGCCCGAGAUGAGGAAGGCGAUCAGCGGCUACAUCCGAACCGUGGACGCGGCGCUGAAGCUCCGCAACCUCUCGGGGGUCCCCGAGGAUUAUUUCCCCAGAUGAUGGUGACCACGGAGGGGGCACCGUGGUCAGGAGUGGCUCGGUCCUCCCAGAUUCUGCCUAAUUCCACCCAGUGGGUGGCUCCUCUUUUAACCCUCCGUGCGCCGCUGUAGCUGUUGGUCACUCCCCGCAUGAGCCGCCACAGGUCCUCGGCCGCCGCUGAGCUUUUUUUGUUUGGCCAGCCUGGGGACAUGGGUGCCUUCCCUGCCCCAGGGAUCCCUGCUCCUGUUCUGGCUGCCCCAGCCCUCCUGGGAAGUGCAAUGGGAUCUCUGUGUCCCCUCAGGCUCUCCUGGGGACGUCGAGCUGCUCAGGCCGGGUGGGUGUCCCCAAAAUCCCAGCCCUGGAAGGAUUCCACUUGUCCUUGGAUGGAAUCUUCAGCCUUCCCAAGGGAGGAUGGACCAAGGGAUCCUGCCUGAGGUUGUGGGAUUGCAAGGCCGUGCUGUGCAAUGUCCCCGCACGUGGCUGUGGCUCCCUGAGAACUCCCUGCAAUUCCCCAGCCACAGCACCAGGCCAAGCUGCUGCUCCAGCCCAUGGUGGGGGCCCAUGUCCCCCAGCAGUGUGGCUACAGGUGGAAGUUCUCCUUCCCUGUGGAUGCAGCUCCAGAGGGGGACGUUUUCCCUGCACAGACGAGCUGCUGGGACCCACGAGCUCACCCAGGCCUCGUCUCAGAGCCCACGAGCCAGCACAGCCCCUCAGGAGCAUUUUUGAGGAGCCAGGAGCAGUUUGGGAGAGCAGGAGCAGGAUCCACACCGCUCCUGUGGGGAGCAAACCCCGGGGCUGAGCUUUGGGACGUCCCAAAGCCGAACCAAAGGAUCCCACAGAGCAGGAACGUGCUGAUUUCCAGGCUGGCUUUGUGCACAGCUGCAUGUGGUCCCUGGCUGUCCCCUCAUCCCACGCCACCCUCCCCAUCCUGCCUUUGUCCCAAACGAGCUCCCCAAAGCUCCCAACCCGCAAGACCCCCUUGGAUGUAGGUGCAAAAGCCAUAUAUUGUACGCAGCCUUUUCUAGAGUUAGAGAUCCACCAGUUGGCUUUUAACUCUCGAUCCUGACAGAAAUGCAGGCACAGGUCGAAUCCAGAGACGCUGCUUGGUCUCUAUUCCAAGAGAGAAGAAAACUCCCUGGAGCAAAAAGGAGAAUUUCAAUAAAAAUAUUCUAUUUUUCUAACGUG
Messenger RNA from Lonchura striata (white-rumped munia), 3728 nucleotides. Lineage: Eukaryota; Metazoa; Chordata; Aves; Passeriformes; Estrildidae. The record is from RefSeq and is a predicted model, not a curated record.